Messenger RNA from Eubalaena glacialis (North Atlantic right whale), 1446 nucleotides. RefSeq names its product zinc finger protein 160-like. The record is from RefSeq and is a predicted model, not a curated record. NCBI's taxonomy places the organism in Eukaryota, Metazoa, Chordata, Mammalia, Artiodactyla, Balaenidae.
AUGUGUCGACAUGGUAAAAGGGAUGUCGGAAUCAAACCCAUUGGAAAUAGGCUUGGAUUAAAUGUUCAAGAGAAACUGCAGAUAUUUAAAACUGAUGGGAUAUUCUAUGAAUGUAAUGAAGUUGAGAGAUCUAGCAACAGUAGUUCCUCAUUUUCACCAUCUUCAAUACAGACACAAGGUCAGAAAGCACUCAGGGAAAGACCUCACAAAUGUAAUGAGUGUGGCGAAACCUUUCUUCAGGGAUCACACCUCGUUAGACAUCGGAUCAUCCACACAAGAGAGAAAUUACAUAAAUGUGAGGUAUGUGGCAGAGUCUUUAGUCGUAAUUCAAAGUUCGCAACCCAUCAGAGAAUUCAUACUGUGGAGCAGCCUUACAAAUGUAAUGAGUGUGGCAAAACCUUUAAUAGCUCAUACCUCAGGAGACAUCAGAUCAUUCAUACAGGAAAAAGUGUAUAUAAAUGUGAUGUAUGUGGCAAACUCUUUAGCCAAAACUCACACCUUGCUGCUCAUCGGAGGGUUCAUACUGGAGAGAAACCGUAUCAGUGUAAUGACUGUGGCAAAGUUGUUAGUCAGUAUGGAACCCUUGAAAGUCUUCAGAGAGUUCAUACUGGAGAGAAACCUUAUGAAUAUAAUGAAUGUGGUAAGGCCUUUAGUCAAAAACCAUAUCUUCAAGUUCAUUGGCGAAUACAUACUGGAGAGAAACCUUUCAAAUGUAAUGAGUGUGGCAAGUUCUUCUGUCUAAAAUCACACCUUACAAGUCAUCAAAAUUCACAUCUUACAGGUCAUCAGAGAGUACAUAACGCAGAGAAAGCUUUCAGAUGUAAUGAGUGUGGCAAGGCCUUUAGUGUAAAGGGAACCCUUUUAAGUUAUCAGAGAAUUCAUAGUGGAGAGAAACCUUACAAAUGUAAUGGAUGUGGUAAGGCCUUUCGACAAAAGUCACAUCUUCAAAUUCAUUGGAGAAUUCAUACUAGAGAGAAACCUUUCAAAUGUAAUGAAUGUGGCAAGUUCUUUAGUCGAAAUUCAUAGAGUCAUCAGGGAGUACAUAUUGUAGAGAAAGCUUUCAAAUGUAAUGAGUGUGGCAAGGCCUUUAGUGUAAAGGGAGCCCUUUUAAGGCAUGAGAGAGUUCAUACUGGAGAGAAACCUUACAGAUGUGAUGAGUGUGGAAAGGCCUUUUGUCGAAAAUCACAUCUUCGACUUCAUUGGAGAAUACAUACUGGAGAGAAACCUUUCAAAUGUAAUGAGCGUGGCAAGUUUUUCAGUAGAAAUUCACACCUUACAAUUCAUAAGAGAAUUCAUACUGGAGAGAAACCUUUCAAAUGUAAUGAGUGUGGCAAGGCCUUUAGUGUAAAGGGAAACCUUUUAAGUCAUCAGAGUGUUCAUACUGGAGAGAAACCUUACAAAUGUAAUGAAUGAGGCAAGGCCUUUAGUCGAAAAUCACAUCUUUGA